Triticum turgidum subsp. durum (durum wheat) is the source of this 408-nucleotide messenger RNA. The record is from the annotation of a GenBank genome assembly. Lineage: Eukaryota; Viridiplantae; Streptophyta; Magnoliopsida; Poales; Poaceae.
AUGUCGGAGUACAAGAACGUCGUUGGGGGGAAGCUCAAACUGAAGGGGAAACCGCUGGAUGUCAAGGAGGGCGGAGUCAAGAAGAAGAAUAAGAAGAAGCACCGCCGCGAGGAGUCGUCUCAAGGCGAGCACAGCGAGCUCCGCGAAGGUGGAAGCUCUGAAUUACCAGGCGACCCUGACAAUGAAUUCAGUGAAGCUGACAAGCUGGGAGAGGAAGGGAGUGCGCAAGCCGAUUAUGACCACCUCACUCCAGCCGAGAGGCGUUACAUUGAACAGAAGCAGAAGAUCGAUGUACACAAGCUGGCCAAGGUGGCUGACAAGUCGCACAGGGACCGCAUCCAGGACUUCAACCAGUACCUCGCAAAUCUUAGUGAGCACUAUGAUAUCCCAAAGGUCGGCCCUGGUUAA